UUCACUAUCCUAUUUUGUUUUCAACCCUGUUUAUCGUUAAUUUCUUAUCAAAUUGAAUUUUAAUUUAUUUAUAAAUAAUUUGUUGCAGAGGUUUGGUUGAUGUCACUGAAGUGGAGCUUUGAUGUGGUGAAAAAAAUUUUCAACAAAUUCAGUUUGUCGAUCUCAAAACUUAAUCUCAAUAUGGAAAACGCACUGGACAAUCCAAACACUGUUCCUAAAUCUAAAAAAAGUAUGAAAAAGCAGAAAACAACUUGGAAGCACAAACAGGACUAUGAUGGUAACGAUGAGACACAAGGCAAGAAACCUAAAGUUGAUGGGGAACAAGACUGGCCCUUCAGAAAGAAGAAGGUUGCUCUGCUGCUUGUUUAUUCUGGCAAGGGUUACCUUGGCAUGCAGAGGAACCCAGGAUUCAGAACAAUUGAAUCGGAACUUUUUGAUGCUCUGUUAAAGGCAGGAGUUGUGCGCCCCGACCACAUUGAAGAGCCACGUUCAAAGAUGUCCUUCCAAAGGGCAGCCCGCACUGACAAGGGAGUGUCUGCAGCCGGACAAGUAGUCUCAUUCAAGAUGUUUGUUGACGUAGAGGACGCCGUGGGGAAGAUCAACAGCCACCUGCCUGCACAAAUUCACGUCCUGGGUAUAAAAAGGACGACGAAGACGUUCGAUUGCAAAAACUCGUGCACUGCUCGUACGUACACCUAUCUGACUCCUUCCUUCGCAUUUGCUCCUAUGAAUGAGACUGUUUGUGAGAGUUACAGAAUAACAAAGGAUGUGCUCACUCAUCUGCAAGACAUAUUGAACUGUUUCUGCGGAACUCACAACUUCCAUAACUUCACAUCAGGAAAAAAAUCUGGAGAUGCAAGUGCACAGCGAUACAUUAUGGAGUUCAAAGUGGGCGAUCCAUUCAUUCGCGACGACAUCGAGUAUGUUAAAUUGACAGUGAAGGGGCAGAGCUUCAUGCUGCAUCAAAUACGCAAGAUGACAGGUAUUGCAAUGGCCAUUUGCAGAUCUUUUGUAAAUAUGGACAUUUUAAAGAAAAGUUGGGGGGCUGACAAAGUUGACAUUCCUAAAGCGCCAGGCUUGGGUCUUGUGUUGGAUCAACUGCAUUACAAUGCUUACAACAAGAAGUUUGGGACAGAUGGAAUGCACGAAGCAAUUGAAUGGAGCCAGUACAAAGAAGAAAUUGAGGAAUUCAAAGAGAAUUUUAUAUAUUCCACAAUUUUUCAAACAGAAAAAGAAGAAAAAUCUAUGAUGAAAUGGUUGGGCACCCUGCAUCUCCACCAUUUUGAUUACAUAACAGGACACUUGUACAACACUCUACCACUUGUAGAAGCCAAGAAUAACUUGAAGGAACCGUGCAAUAACGGUCCACAAACCGUUGAACCCGAUGAAAAAAAACAAAAGACAAAUGCCAAUCUAAAUUUAGGUGAUGAAUCCUCUGCCAUUCUUGAAAAAACAGAACGGUCGAUUGAUACAUCUUUAAGCACUGAUAAAGGAUCUUGAACAUUUUAAAAAAUUGUUUUGUAUUUUUAGCAUAUUUUAAUAAAAAAUAUGACUCGCAUGCUGUCGCCGCAAAUACCGUAC
Messenger RNA from Helobdella robusta, 1581 nucleotides. RefSeq lists its product as hypothetical. NCBI's taxonomy places the organism in Eukaryota, Metazoa, Annelida, Clitellata, Rhynchobdellida, Glossiphoniidae. The coding region runs from base 181 to 1500 and encodes 439 amino acids. The record is from RefSeq and is a predicted model, not a curated record. The transcript is spliced from 15 exons. Gene Ontology annotation, cellular component: nucleus. Gene Ontology annotation, biological process: tRNA pseudouridine synthesis; mRNA pseudouridine synthesis. Gene Ontology annotation, molecular function: pseudouridine synthase activity; RNA binding.